GGACGCUUGCUCUUCACUUCUUUCCAUUCUGUUGCUUUCCUUCCAUCUUUUUCGCUCUUCUUUUCUCCUGUGGACAGACAGACGCUCUUCAUCAUCAUCAUCAUCAUCACCUCUGAAACCUUCGUUACCUCUGCCACCCUCCUCCUCCUCCUCAGAGCUCCAGCUGUGGGACCGACGACGGGAUGACAGAGACUAACAGAAAGUUGUAGUGUGUGUGUGUGUGUGUGUGUGUGAUUGGCUGAUUGAUUCAAACACAGUUAGACUCAAAGUUAACAUCCCCUUCAAGACUUCUUUCCGUCAUCACCACGGCGACGGACGACCUUGGCGGCGGCAGCGGCGGCUCCUCCAUCAUGUUUUAAGGCUUUAGAGCUGGUUAAAAGUAUUUCAGUGUGUCCAGAGGAUGCAGGUGUCCAUAGCGUGUAACGUAGGCGGGGGUGGGGGGGGCAGCAGCGGGACAAGCGAGCACCUGCUGAAGGAGCGGCGAGUGGCGUUGAACACCAGCAAUGCGCCCGCCUGUCAGUCAAAGCUCAGGGCGGAGCCGACAAACAGACACACCCUGCUAGGCCACGCCCACAUGAAGGAGGCCCUCGGUCGUCAUGGCAACAUGAAGUACAGGAAUCUUGGGAAAUCUGGACUGAGAGUGUCCUGCUUAGGACUGGGAACAUGGGUGACAUUUGGCUCUCAGAUCUCUGAUGAGAUGGCGGAGAGUGUGAUGACGGUGGCGUACGACAGUGGAGUGAACUUAUUCGACACAGCAGAGGUUUAUGCCUCAGGAAGGGCCGAGACGACUCUGGGAAACAUCCUGAAGAAGAAAGCAUGGAGGAGGUCCAGUUACGUGGUGACCACCAAGAUCUACUGGGGAGGACAGGCGGAGACAGAGCGAGGGUUGUCACGGAAACACAUCAUCGAAGGACUGCGUGGGUCUCUGUCCAGGCUGCAGCUGGACUACGUGGACCUCGUCUUCGCCAACAGGAGUGACAUCAACGCCCCGAUGGAGGAGGUGGUUCGAGCGAUGACCUUUGUGAUCGAUCAGGGCUUGGCCAUGUACUGGGGAACGUCCCGCUGGAACGUCGUGGAGAUCAUGGAGGCGUACUCCAUAGCCCGACAGUUUAACCUGGUUCCUCCGGUGUGUGAACAGGCGGAGUAUCAUUACUUCCAGAGAGACAAGGUGGAGCUGCACCUGCCUGAGCUCUACCACAAGAUAGGUGUUGGAGCCAUGACCUGGUCUCCGUUAGCCUGCGGCCUGCUGACGGGCAAGUACAACGAAGGAGUCCCUGAGAGCUCCAGAGCCGCCAUGAAGGGUUAUGCGUGGCUUAAGGAGCGGCUCAGCAGUGAUGAGGGGAAGAAGCAGCUCAGUAAAAUCAAAGAGCUCCACCUGCUGGCUGACAGACUGAAGUGCACUGCUGCUCAGCUGGCCAUAGCGUGGUGCCUUCGCAGUGAGGGCGUCAGCUCGGUUCUCCUCGGAGUCUCCAACACGGAGCAGCUGCUGGAGAACCUCGGUUCUGUCAGGGUUCUGACUCAACUGACUCCACCCCUCAUCGCUGAGAUGGAUGCGUUGCUCGGCAACAAGCCGCGAAACAGCAAGAAGGAGGCAAAGAGCUGAAGGAGGAGGAGAAACUAAAAACUUUCAUCGGGUAACAAGAAAACUGAGAGAAGAAGAUGGCUGACAGGAAGGAGGACAGAAGGGACAAAGACAGACGUGAACUCUUCAUCUCUGUCCUCAUCCAUGGAGACAACAAAGAGACUUGAGUUCCUGCAGACAAUCAGAAAUAUUAAUGCUCUUAUCAACGUGAAGCUUCGUGACCAUCAGCGUCUUCAAACUUUCGUCCACUUUAGAGGUGAAGACUUCAGCCUCAUCAGCACUCUGACACAAAGAUCCUGGUUCAGUUUCUGGGUUGGGUUUUUCCUCCUGUUUGGCAGAAAUGGGCUUCCGUACGAUGUUCACUCGCUGUAUUUAUUUCAGAAUAAAAGCCUGCUGUCAGUAGCAGAACUCAGAGAGUCUCUGAGCUCUCCUGUACCCUCCUGUACUGCAGUAUGUUUAGAGUAUAUUUAAAAUAUAAAAUUACAUUUUAUGAAUGUAGUUCCUGUAGUCUUUAGAUACAAACCAGUUUGACUUAUUUUAAUUGUUGAACAUAUUUUAUCCAGCUGAAAGCUCAAGUUAUACUCACUGUUGUUGUUGCUUCUUUUCUGUUUGUUGCUGUUUUUAUUUCCUGUCUCCAUCAAUAAUCGCUCAUCAAUUGUUCUGCAGAUGAACGACAGCAAAACGAUGUUGUGUUUGUCUGUAACCCUUUAAAACCUCACCUGGCGUCCAUCAGGUGGACUCCGCUGAUGAAACCAUGUGACUGUGGCGGUGGAUUCUGGUUGGUCACACGGUUCCCCUGAGCUUCCUCCUCACUGCGUAACCCUGUCUGCUCCUCCUGAUGCUAACAGCACUACUGCAGAAUGCUAAUAAAGUUAUUCAAAUCAGCACCCA
This is a messenger RNA of Scatophagus argus, 2473 nucleotides long. Its product is annotated as voltage-gated potassium channel subunit beta-3-like. Gene Ontology annotation, biological process: regulation of potassium ion transmembrane transport; potassium ion transport; transmembrane transport. The transcript has 14 exons. Gene Ontology annotation, cellular component: membrane; voltage-gated potassium channel complex; cytoplasm. The coding region runs from base 401 to 1603 and encodes 400 amino acids. Lineage: Eukaryota; Metazoa; Chordata; Actinopteri; Scatophagidae. The record is from RefSeq and is a predicted model, not a curated record. Gene Ontology annotation, molecular function: transmembrane transporter binding; potassium channel regulator activity; voltage-gated potassium channel activity.